Polyodon spathula (Mississippi paddlefish) is the source of this 1847-nucleotide messenger RNA. Its product is annotated as protein PERCC1-like. The record is from RefSeq and is a predicted model, not a curated record. The coding region runs from base 1 to 801 and encodes 266 amino acids. Lineage: Eukaryota; Metazoa; Chordata; Actinopteri; Acipenseriformes; Polyodontidae. The transcript has a single exon.
AUGGCAGCCGGGGUCAUUCGAAACCUGACCGAUUUCAGAUUGGCCUUCCAGCACCCCUUCUACACCCUGACUGACCAGCAGGAGGACAUGGACUUCCAGGAGGGGUCUAGUGAGGAGGAGGAGGAAGAGGAGGAGGAGGAGAUGGAGGAGGAGGAGGAGGAGGAAGAGGAGGAGGAGGGUGCAGGAGGCGCUGCCGCUCCCCAGUACAGCUCCCACGGCACCACGGAGAUGACAAUCCAGCUGCUGCGCUUCGCAGACCUCAUCAACUGCGACAUCCAGAGGUACUUUGGCAAGAAGAGCAAGGAGGAGGACCCUGACGCCUGUGAGAUCUACGAGGACAGGCUCUCCACUGCGGGCCGGUCGGGGCGCGAGCGCUACUACGCAGACCUGAUGAGGGUGGCUCAGAGCAGGGGCCGUGAGGAGGAGGAGGAACUCCCCCAUGCCCUGAGAGCCAUCUGCAGCCGGGAUAGCAUCCAGCAGCUGGGGCCCCUGGCGGAACUCUUCAGCUUCGGGCUGCGGAGGUAUGUGAAGCCGGGGGCCACCGAACACGCGCGGAGGCAGAAGGGGGAGCGCAGACACGGCCAGGGGGUGCCCAUGUGCAAGCGCAGGCUGCCCCCCUCCUUCUGGGCAGAGCCGGCCCCGCACCCCCCCACCUGCCUGCUCAGCGCCACCAACACCCCUGACUUCAGCGACCUGCUGGCUAACUGGACUUGCGAGAGCAGCCAGGAGCUGCAGGGGGUGAGCAGCACAGACUCACCCAGGCAGCAGACGCUGGAGACGGCACACUAUCACAUAGCGUAGCCCAGCCUGGCCUGGAUUUAUAAUGUACUGGACAUUAUCAGAUUAUGUUUUAAACUGUUACCCAAGAAACCUACCCAGAUUGUCUACGUGAGAUUUAACUUGGUCCUACUGCUUGAGAAUUGUUCUGGUGCUUGUACCGCAAGGUGUGUGUGUGUGUUUUAAGUGCUGUAUGCAUGUGAGAAGUAUGCCUGGGAACAUGACCAUGACUACAUGUUGUUUAAAAAUAAAAUUGGGAUAUUACCAAACAGUUCUCGUCCCAUUCCAGUCAAGAUGAUGUAAAUGUUCCUGCAUUGCUGGUGAAUGAUCUAGAGUUACUUCAGAUGGAGGAUGGGGGGGUGCAGAGCUACAGUGCAGCACAGCGAGAAGGUGAAGACGCAGUCGAUCCUUCUGUUUCAUAGUGAGACAACGGCACACCAUUAGAGUGUGCAGCAGCAAACAGUCCCUGCAGAUCAACCUUUUAGCAGAGCUGGAAGAGGUGAUAAUGAUCGGGAUUAGGAGAGCAAACACACUGCAUUUACUCAGCAGGGGGUCUCAUCGCAGCCUGCUAUCAAUGCAGCUCUGCAGCUACAAGGCUUGGAGCUGAAGCUGAGGGGAAAGCUCCUUCCUGUUGCUGAUUCUUGCAGUCUCCUCUUUGCACUGGCAAAACCGACAAGAGAUGAAACAGGAUCACCUACUCUGAUAUGCAUGUACUUAAACACUGAAUAAAUAACCCCACACUGCACCCAUCCUGCUGUCUUAAUCUUGUUUAAAUCUGCCAAACCAGUUUGUCAAAAUCUCCAAAGGCUUUUUCUGCAAACAACAUGCAUGUUGCACAGACAGAACCUAGAAAAACAAGCGCCAAUUCUCUGAGCAGAAUUAAUCUAUUGUAAUAAUACAGCAGUAGACAAGCAGCUUGGUUUGAGGAAGGCGUUGUUCACGCACUUUCUUGCUAGAUUGAUUCCCGUUGGUGAAUUUCAUGUGUUUGUAUAGAAGCGGUUUAAUCAGCCCAUACACAAACAGCCUUAUCUGGACUGGCUCGUGCUUCAACCUCUGCUCAAAAAUUUAAA